CAAGCAUUCCUUUUGUCCGAGGGUCGGGGUGGCGGGGACUGGGUGGGCUGCUGGGAGAGAGUUUGAGAGAGCCAAAAUCAGCCAGGGAAUGACUUAAAUACUGCUGUUCGCAAACCUCUCCUCCCUUUUAUAUUCAGUCUUCAAGAAAGAUGCUGUGGAGAAAUAAAUAUUUUGCCUUGUUGGUCGCCGCUGGAAAUAGAAGUUUUUUCACUGCAGGGCAAUCCUGUAACUGUGAUUCCCAGCUUUAGGAGGUCUCAAGCUGCCCUUCCCAAUGACCUUCCUUCCCACCAGACCUUUUCACUCACACCGAUACUGCCCUCUGCACAAGCCACAGUGCCCCAAUAUGUCAAGCUGGAGAUGCACAAAUAAUUUCAAGUUCAGCUCUCAGGGAUUCAAGGGGCAUGGAAGUUCUCGCAGCAAAUCCUGAAUAAAGCGUUCAUUAAACCAAUGUGUCGGAGUAGUUUGAUUUGUGAUACGCAACCCUGUAAAGGGGGGGGUUGGAGCCACAUAAACAUAAAUGCUAAUAAAUUAGUGUACUCCACUACAGAGUAAUUACUCGAUAUUAUUGAUAUUUACAGCGAGUAUUCAAAUGCAAUGGUGAGCCAUCAUUUAGAGAAAAUACAUAAUGAGAAUAUUUCUUUUGCGGUGCAAUACACGAUUAGAUUUUGUUAUUGUGUCAGUUACAGUUAGCUCAGCAAUAAAUAAAUAAAUCGAUGUUGACACUUAAAUACCAAAGAUCUUAGAGGUUAUACUCUAAAUCUCCCCGAGAUAUAUAAAUACCUUCGGCUAUUUCCUGGAUGGGGAAAGGGAAAAGGUUAUUCUUUUUCAUUUUUCAACUUUCCUUCAGCGACAUCCAGUUCCUUCCAAGAAGAUAGGUGUGGGGAGGCCUCAGAGCUGGACCCCUCCCAGUGCCUGGCCCUGCCUGGCUGCUCUAUGCCCUUCUCUUCUGCUUCUCCCAAACAUUGUUCAUUCAGUCCUGCAGGAUGGCAAGCAUUUUUCACCAUCUCAUUUUUUUUUUCUUUCCUCUUCCCAAGAAAGCUAGACUCAUACUAGCUGCUAUGGCCUCUGUCUCUCUCUUUAGCUCAAACCUAGCCUUUUCAAAGCGUUCUUUUCACCCAAGGUGCUGGGAGGUUCAGAAAGACGUCUCUUUUCUUUGGCAUUGUGUCCCUUCUGUGGGAUGAGUAGCCGGAAAGGCGCCGAGCCUUCUGAGUUUCUGCCCUGCACAUCCCUGGCUCUCAAGCUUUGCAGAGGAAAGGUGGCGUGUUACCCCUUUCUCAGCCACGGCUCCCUGGCCCUCGCCCCCUGCUCACUGCCCCCACUCUCCCUACAGCUCUGGAGCUCAGCUGUGGGCUCCCGGAAGGUGCAGCAUACCCAGGAGAAGUCUCCUUGGAUGUCAGCGCCUCUAAAGCAGCCCAAGGCUCGCCUCAAUUCCAUGGUUCCCCGAGUCCUCAGCUCCAGAAGACCAGGCAGGGGGGCGGGCGGACCAGUGCGCAGCGGCGCAGCUCCCACGCCUCUGGCUCUGCGGUGUCACUCCGAACCCCGGCAGACAGCGAGGAGGAGCGCGUUUCUCCAAGGGCAGGGCGUGGGGUGAGGAGGCCGGCAGGGAGAAUGAAAGGGAGGUGGAUCCCGGGUGAGACGAAGGGCUUUCCGGGACCUGCGGAUCCCUGACAAACCGCGGGGGAAGCCGCCCAGGUUGUUGGCGGUUUAGGGACGGAAGGCACUAAAGCGCUUCGGAAGUGACCAUGAAUGCGAGCGUGUAAUCAAGUCACCGUGCAAAUCGGGCGAGCCACGAGGCAGGCACAUCCACGGCUGCAAACCCUGUCCCGAAGGGGGUCCGGCCAAAGUCGGAGGCAGAGGUGGUUCCCAAAGCAAGCCUGUGGGAGGGGGACAGCGAAGAAGGAGGUGCGAACGCGAGCCUCCAGGCGAAUAGAUUCCAAGACCACGCACGGGCCACGCAGCGACGAGCUCCCACCCGGCCACCCCCAGCCUGGGGCUUCCCUCACCCGGGGAGUGGUGGGUGGCAGGAGUUGAGCUCUCUCACCGCCCUCGGCGCACUCGAGGGCCAGGACCGUGCAGCUGAGCACAAGCAAUUGGCACGGGGUAGCACCCAGCCUCGCCGCGCGCCGGGAGGCCCCCCCAGCCAACAUGUGUUACACCGGCGAUUACGUGCUUUCGGUGAGAACACCGAGUGACGAUCUGUUGCUUCCCCUGAGGUGGCUACAAAGAAAGGAAGCUGGGGGCGGGGGGGGGCGUGUGGAAGAAAGGAAAGGAAAGGGGGGGGGGAAGGUCCGGACUAGCUAGCAGCUUGUCAAUUUCAACAUCGGGUCACAUGACCAGCACCUCCCUGCUAAGGAUGGGGAUAGAUUUCCACGUCAGCUUACGUCUCCAAAUUUCUACUUCACGGAUCCGCUUCAAAGAGGCAGCUGCAGUGGAGAAUCAUGUUAAGCUCGGCUACUGCGGAAAGCCCAAGGUAGCCCAAUGAUGGAUUUUGAUGAGCGUGGUCCCUGCUCCUCUAACAUGUAUUUGCCAAGUUGUACUUACUACGUCUCGGGUCCAGAUUUCUCCAGCCUCCCUUCUUUUCUGCCCCAGACCCCGUCUUCGCGCCCAAUGACAUACUCCUACUCUUCCAACCUGCCCCAGGUCCAACCCGUGCGCGAAGUGACCUUCAGAGAAUACGCCAUUGAGCCCGCCACUAAAUGGCACCCCCGCGGCAAUCUGGCCCACUGCUACUCCGCGGAGGAGCUCGUGCACAGAGACUGCCUGCAGGCGCCCAGCGCGGCCGGCGUGCCUGGCGACGUGCUGGCCAAGAGCUCGGCCAACGUCUACCACCACCCCACCCCCGCCGUCUCGUCCAAUUUCUAUAGCACCGUGGGCCGAAACGGCGUCCUGCCACAGGCUUUCGACCAGUUUUUCGAGACGGCCUACGGCACCCCGGAAAACCUCGCCUCCUCCGACUACCCUGGGGACAAGAGCGCCGAGAAGGGGCCCCCGGCAGCCGCGGCGACCUCCGCGGCGGCGGCGGCGGCGGCGGCGGCAGCGGCCACGGGCACGCCGGCAACUUCAAGUUCGGACAGCGGCGCCGGCGGCUGCCGGGAGGCGGCGGCGGCGGCGGCGGCGGCGGCGGAGGAAAAGGAGCGGCGGCGGCGCCCCGAGAGCAGCAGCAGCCCCGAGUCGUCUUCCGGCCACACUGAGGACAAGGCCGGCGGCUCCAGUGGCCAACGAACCCGAAAAAAGCGCUGCCCCUACACCAAGUACCAGAUCCGGGAGCUGGAGCGGGAGUUCUUCUUCAGUGUGUACAUCAACAAAGAGAAGCGCCUGCAGCUGUCUCGAAUGCUCAACCUCACUGACCGUCAAGUCAAAAUCUGGUUUCAGAACAGAAGAAUGAAGGAAAAAAAAAUUAACAGAGACCGUUUACAGUACUACUCGGCCAACCCGCUCCUCUAAGGCUCCAGCCAACUGGAACUGGGUGGGGGGCUUCAUACACAUGAGAUUAUAUGCAGAUUUUGACCUUGACAAGGUCACGGCACGCGGUGACUUUUGAAGAAAUGUGAUGUGCAAGAGAGGGGAGGCUACACGGAGACAGCCUGGAAGGAGGCCGCUCGGGACGCUCCUGGGCAUCGGUGGUUAAGAUUUCUAACAGUAAUUGGAUUCGGAGAGUUGUGCAUCAGCGAGAAUGAAUGGUUCGGGGCCCCUGGUGGUUCACUCUUGGAGACUGCAGAGCUUCGGGUUGGGUGUGGUCUCCAUCAGGGACUGGGCCCCCUCCAGACCCCCUGGAGAAUGACCCCGACCAGGGACCCUCCACAUGGAGCCUGUCCACUUCCAGGACCCCUGCGUCAAGAUCUCCAAACCCAAUUCAGUUUGGGAACAGGAGCAGAAGGAAGGGGGAGGAUUCCUAGACGUCCGGAUUGGGGCUCCUUUCCAAAGCCAAUGUGAAAGAUGACUGGACUAAGAGGACGCUGUGAGGUGGGAGAGGGCUGCUGAUCCUUGAGGGAAAAAUAAUCUACUAUUCCAGGUGGCAUUAGGGGCUCUCCACCCCCUCCUAGCCACUCACCACACUGUCCCAGGCCUGAGCUUCCAGCAGUCGACUUCUGCAGCUCACCUAGUUUCUCCUAUGAUUAGGGUGUUCGUCCUGGCCUGCCACUCUGGCCUAAAGCCUAGUGACAGAGCAGACCAUUCCCUGAGGUGGAAGACAUCAAAAAGCCGAGAGGCUGCACCCAGGCCGCUGGCCCCCAGAUCCCUGCAGGAAAUGCCUGUGGAGUGCGGCAGCUUGGCAAAGUCUACAGCACGCUUAAAUCAAGCUUGGAUUUGCUCAGCGGAGCGGCGGAGCAGCAGAGCAGCAGGCCUGGCCAGCGGUCCCCAGCUAUGAGGGGCUUGAGCCCCCCCAAGCACCCAGUUCCCACGCCGCGCUCUGCCCUUCGUCACCCCAGAACUGAGCUUGGAAGCUUCCAGCGACCUUCCAAGAGCUCGAGAGUGAUUUGGAAUUAUUUUAAAAGAUAAAUAUUAUAUUAUAUAUAUAUAUUUCCCUGAAAGAACCAAAGCAAAUUUUAAAAGAUGCAAUGUAGAGGGGGAGAAAAGAUGAAGAAAAUAUUUAAAGGCUCUAUCUGUUUACAGUGUUCCAUGGUUAAACUCACUCACUGCUAAAAAUAUUUGAAUGUACGCUUCAUACAGGGAUGGUGUUCAAAAGACUUGUAAAUAAAGGAACUAUAA
This is a messenger RNA of Orcinus orca (killer whale), 4707 nucleotides long. It is a transcript of the gene HOXA11, whose product is annotated as homeobox A11. Gene Ontology annotation, biological process: anatomical structure development; regulation of transcription by RNA polymerase II. Bases 2479 to 3444 code for a protein of 321 amino acids. Gene Ontology annotation, cellular component: nucleus. The record is from RefSeq and is a predicted model, not a curated record. Lineage: Eukaryota; Metazoa; Chordata; Mammalia; Artiodactyla; Delphinidae. The transcript is spliced from 2 exons. Gene Ontology annotation, molecular function: RNA polymerase II cis-regulatory region sequence-specific DNA binding; DNA-binding transcription factor activity, RNA polymerase II-specific.